AAAAACGUCUUUGUGCUCACGUGUUGGAGAAAUCGCAGGAACAGUUUAAGAACUAACAAAUACCUAAUAAUUUUAUAUUCAAUUAUCGUAUAAAUUACUGAUCAAGUAUUGGAUUUUUAAGUGUUAAACUAAAGUGGAAAACUAGUGAACAUCUAUCUGAAAUCUGUCCAAAAUCGAUCGAAUCUAAACUUGAUCGGAAAAUCAAAAGGUCCCACGGGUAGUUCUAGUGUCGUGUACAAGUUUCGUUUUACUCGUGAUAACCUGGAAGACAUGCCGGAAACAUCGAUGCUGAUCGAUUAGCGAAGCAUGCCAGAAAGCAGCUUCCUAUCGACAUCCGGAUUCCUUUUAGGUGAAAAGGAACUUCUGUCGACUUGUGAAUGCUGAUGAUCGUCUCUUUAGGGUAGGUGAGAGGUGACAUAAGUGGUUUAUUAUUAUAUGCAAUCCCAUAGCAAACUUAGCAUCGUAGAGGAACAUAGAACGGAGCGAAAAUUAUGUCGGCAAAGAGCUUCAAUAAUUACACAUUCAGUCCACGCGACUUAAUGGCAAACAUUUGCAAUUUUUGCGGAAGCACUAAACCAAACGUCGAUGGACUUCUGCAAACUGAUUUGAAUUUAGAUUCAACUUUCUUAGAAAUGGCAGCAACACAUUUCUGGUUUUCGGAAGAUGAGCUUAAAUCUUUCUGCAUAUGCCACUUGUGUAGAGAAAAAUUGCUUGCUUUCCAUCAGUUUUACUGUCAAGUACAGAUGCUGUAUGCUCCCAAAGCGGACAUAAAAGUGGAAAACAUCCCCAAUAAAACUGAUGAAAACGACAUUGAGGUUGAGCCUCUGAAUAUCAAAACGGAAGUGGAUAGUUCAGGCGAAGAUGGAAAAGUUGGUCAACCAGACAUGGACGAGGUCCAAGACGAUCGACCACCUCACCUAUUGAUCAAAAACAAAGACAUACGGCUAUUCUGCGAUAUGAAAUGCCCUUUCUGCUCGGAGCAGUUUGAUACAUUCGACCUUCUCAGAGUUCACUGCCGCCUAGUCCAUAAGCAGAAGAGUUACGUGACAUGUUGCAACAGCCAGUUCAGUAUUUACAGCAAACUUCAGGAGCACAUUCUUGCUCAUAUAGAUCCGAACUGUUUUCGCUGUAAACUUUGUGACUCAAAUUUGAGAUCAAUGAGAAAUCUAAUCCGCCAUCAGAACACAGUUCAUCCAAACGAUGGCGAAAAAACUUACGACUGCGAGUUGUGUACGGAAAAGUUCUCCGCUCGGUACUUGCUGAAUGAUCAUAUUACUAUCAUUCAUUCAAGCGACAAAAAAUUCGAGUGCCCACACUGUUUGAAACGGUUUAUUAAUUCCAAACAGGUUACGUAUCACAUCCGAUAUAAGCACACAAACGGAGAGCAACUGAAAUGCGAAGUAUGCUCCAAGGUGUGCACGGGUAAAUCGAAUUUGGAGAGACACCGGUCUUUACAUUCGAGUACCAGGGUGAACUGUCCGAUAUGCGAGAGAUCGUUGAAGAACGAAUGGACCUUGCAGAAGCAUCUCAAAAGCCACCGGGAAGCAACGAUGAACAUCAAAUGUAGUUUCUGCGAUAAAAGCUCGCCGAACCUACACGCAUUGAGGCAACAUGUCAAGGCGGCACACACCGAACAGAAGCGACGCUACCAGUGCCCAUCAUGUGAUAAAACAUUCAAUCGGACGUUUUGUCUGAAGGUACACAUGACUGUUCACACGGGAGAAUUGCCGUACUCUUGUGAUGUCUGCGCCAAGCCGUUCAGAACUGCGGCCAACCUUUAUGGUCAUCGGAAGGUACAUCAUCCGGAAGAAUUCAGGAAGCAAAAGGUGCAAAAGUUGAUGCCUGUGAAGGAAGAAGUGUUGACGGAAUAAAGUGAUACAAAGAUUCGUUGCGCAUGCCUCAUUUGCCGCUGUUUCUCUGAUAUUCUACAGCAGUGUUUCGCAACCGGUGGUUUACUGACUCCUAGGGGACUGGGACCACCUCUCAAGGGGUACGCGUAGGGAUGAUUCCUGAUAAUAAUUAAAUAAUCAAUAAAUAAUAAUGAUUAUCAAUUCACCGUAAAUAGUCAAUAGAUUUUCGACAUGUUUCAGCAAAUCAACUUUUCAAAACUGACGAAGUAAUGCAUAAUAACUGUAACUGAAGGAAUCCAACAAUUUCUGUUCUAAUUUUAUCUCUUUGAUUGAAUAGUUUCCCAUGUGAAUGCUGGUUGUUUUUUCGUGUAUUUCCCCAAAUCAUUAAAAAAUCUUAGAGAGUUAAAUAAAUGAAAACCAAAUUUCA
Aedes aegypti (yellow fever mosquito) is the source of this 2277-nucleotide messenger RNA. Its product is annotated as zinc finger protein OZF. The transcript is spliced from 6 exons. Bases 492 to 1871 code for a protein of 459 amino acids. Lineage: Eukaryota; Metazoa; Arthropoda; Insecta; Diptera; Culicidae. Gene Ontology annotation, molecular function: zinc ion binding; RNA polymerase II transcription regulatory region sequence-specific DNA binding; DNA-binding transcription factor activity, RNA polymerase II-specific. Gene Ontology annotation, biological process: regulation of transcription by RNA polymerase II. Gene Ontology annotation, cellular component: nucleus. The record is from RefSeq and is a predicted model, not a curated record.